AUGUUUGCCAAACCGUUUCGAGUGAAAUCCAACACUGUAAUCAAAGGUUCAGACAGGAGAAAGCUCAAAGCUGACCUGUCGGUGGCAUUUCCGUCCCUGUCGGCUGAUGAGCUGUCUGAGCUGGUACCUAACAAGGAGGAGAUAAAUGUUGUGAAGAUUUAUGCACACAAAGGAGAGGCUGUUACCAUUUAUGUCCUCCAGAAAACCCCACUUUUCUUCGAACUGGAGAAGCAUCUUUACCCUACGGUGUAUGUGCUGUGGCGCUGCCCUGCUCUCCUACCAGUGUUCAGGACGUGGCCUCCUGUUCUUCAGAAGUUGAUCGGCGGGGCAGAUCUAAUGCUACCAGGCGUGGUGGGGCCUUCAUCUGCUCUGCCUGAUGUGAACCGGGGGGAUGUCUGCGCUGUUACAGUAGUAAAAAAUAGAUCUCCUGUUGCAGUUGGCAAAGCUGCAGUGUCCACUUCAGAGAUGCUCAAUUUGGGUAUGAAAGGGAGAGGAGUGUGUGUUCUCCACACUUACAUGGAUUAUCUCUGGGCUUUUGGUGAUAAGUCAGGCCCCCCUUCUUUGCCAGAUGCUGAGAGUCAAGAACAAGGAGUGAACGUAGAUGAAUGUGAAGUCAGUGACGAGGAAGAGGAGGAAGAGGUUGAGAAGCAUGUGGAUGAGCAACCAAGCUCAGUUCUAGAUCCGGUCUGCUGUGGUAUGGAGGAGCUGAAGCUAGCAGAGCUGGAGGAAAACAAACCUGAAAGUAACGAUGAGAAAGAGGAGGAAAACCAGGAUGAACAGAAAACACCUCAAGAGGUGAUGGAUGCCCUGCUGCUGCAGUGCUUUCUGCACGCUCUGAAGACCAAGGUGAAAAAGUCAGAGCUCCCUCUGCUGACUAGUGCGUUUCUCCGCAACCACAUGUUCCCCUGCUGCCCAAGUGGAAAGCAACUCGAUAUUAAAAAAUCUAGCUAUAAAAAGCUGUCCAAGUUUCUACAAGUCAUGCAGCAACAGUAUAAUCUUGUUCGAGUGAAAGAACUCACCAAAGGUGUGGAGAGCAUUGUGGAGGUGGACUGGAAGCAUCCAGAACUGCGUUCCUUCAGAAUUCCAGAGGAAGCAGCUGUUCAAGCAACUGUGGUGCAGGAGGGUGGGGAGGAAGACGUUGCGUACCAUCCCCCAGAGAUUACAACUCUGUACUCUGUGACUGCUCGGCUGGAACCUCUUUUUUUGGAUGCAGACAAGAGGAAAGGGGCAACAAUGCACCCUGCAGAGGUCAGGAGCAUAGUCACAGAAUAUGUGAAGAAGAAUGAGCUGAUAGAUGGACAUAAUAAAAAUUAUGUGAUUAUAAACCCUAUUCUGUGUGAUUGCUUACUGGAAAAAUCUGAAUACCAGGAUGUGGAGUCUCUAAAAUGGGAUGACCUUUUUAGCAGGACAUUGGGAAGAAUGCAGGAGUGCUAUCAAGUCGUCUUCCCUGGACAACGGCCUAUUUUAAAGAAGGGCCACAUAGAGCCAAUAGACAUAUCUGUGUCUUCUCGAGGCUCAAAUAAGAAGGUAACUCUGUUGAAGAACUUGGAAGUGUACGGUCUGGACCCAGCAGUAGUCUCCACUGCUUUGCAGCACAAAGUUCAGGCCAGCACUGUCUUACAGCCCAUUCCUGGAGCCAAGGACAAAGUUUUGGUCCAGAUUCAAGGCAACCAGAUCCAUCAAGUUGGCAAUUUUCUGCUCGAACAUUGUCAUAUUCCUCGCAAGUUCAUUGAAGGACUAGAUAAAGCUCCAAAAGGUGGAAAGAAAAAGUAG
Molecule: messenger RNA, 1773 nt
Organism: Menidia menidia (Atlantic silverside)
Lineage: Eukaryota; Metazoa; Chordata; Actinopteri; Atheriniformes; Atherinopsidae
Source: the annotation of a GenBank genome assembly